CUGCUCAUCUGUCUAAUGUCCCGCCUGUCUGUCUCUGUCCUCAGGCUGGACUCGUCCGAUAACGUGAACAAGCUCUUACUGGUGGAUUAUACUGGGAACCGACUGGUGGCGUGCGGCUCCAUCUGGCAGGGCGUCUGUCAGUUCCUCAGGCUGGAGGACCUCUUCAAGCUGGGGGAGCCUCACCACCGCAAAGAGCACUACCUGUCUGGAGCCAGAGAGGCUGAUGGGAUGGCAGGCGUGGUUGUUGGUGAGGACGACUGGGCGGCCGACCCAAAGAGGAAGAGGCCAGCCAAGGGCGGCAGCCGCCUCUUCAUCGGCGCCGCCAUUGACGGCAAGUCGGAGUACUUCCCCACGCUGUCCAGCAGGAAGCUGGUGGCGGACGAGGAGAGCGUCAACAUGUUCUCGCUGGUCUACCAGGACGAGUUUGUCUCCUCGCAGAUCAAGAUUCCCUCGGACACGCUGUCCCUCUACCCGGCCUUCGACAUCUACUACGUCUACGGCUUCUCCAGCCGCACCUACGUCUACUUCCUCACGCUGCAGCUGGACACGCAGCUCACGCAGAUGGACGCCGGCGGAGAGAAGUUCUUCACCUCCAAGAUAGUUCGCAUGUGCUCCAACGACACAGAGUUCUACUCCUACGUGGAGUUCCCUCUGGGCUGCACCAAGGACGGGGUGGAGUACCGCCUGGUGCAGGCCGCCUUCAGGCAGAAACCAGGGCGCCGCCUGGCACAGGCCCUGGGCCUCUCCGAGGAAGACGACGUCCUGUUCGUCGUCUUCUCCCAGGGUCAGAAGAACCGGUCCAACCCGCCCAGGGAGACGGUCCUGUGCCUGUUCACCCUGCAGCACAUCAACCUGGCGAUGAGGGAGAGGAUCCGCUCCUGUUAUCGGGGGGAGGGCCGACUCUCGUUGCCGUGGUUACUCAACAAGGAGCUGCCCUGCAUCCACACGCCGAAGCAGAUCGGGGAUGAUUUCUGCGGGCUGGUCCUGAACCAGCCUCUGGGGGGGCUGCGGGUCAUCGAGGGGAGCCCGCUCUACGAGGACCGGACCGAGGGCAUGGGCGCCGUGGCGGCCUACACCUACGGCGAGCACACGGUGGUGUUUGUGGGCACGCGCAGCGGACAGCUGAAGAAGAUCCGCGUGGAUGGAAUUACCCCUCCGGCCCAGAAUGCAUUGCUGUACGAGACGGUUAUGGUGGUGGAAGGGAAGCCGAUCCUGAGAGACAUGGUUUUCAGUCCAGACCACCAGCACAUCUACCUGCUGAGUGACAGACAGGUGAGCCGGCUGCCGGUGGAGAGCUGUGAGCGGUACAGCAGCUGCUCGGCCUGCCUGGGGUCCGGAGACCCCCACUGUGGCUGGUGUGUGCUCUUCAACAAGUGUUCCAGACAGGAAGCAUGUAACAAGUGGGAGGAGCCUCAGCACUUCAACACCCGGCUUGAACAGUGCGUCGACAUCACCGUUACCCCGAGCAACAUGUCUGUUACUUCCCCACAAACACAGUUGACCCUCUGGGUGCGGAACGUCCCGGCCCUGUUGGGGGGCGUGUCCUGUGUGUUCGAGGAGCUGAAUGAGACCCCCGGAGAGGUCCAGGCCAAAGGUCAGGUGAUGUGUAUGUCACCGUCACUGAGAGACCUGCCCUCGCACACACACUCCUACGGAGAGAAGCGAGUGGUCCAUCUCGGCCUGCGCUCCACUGAGACGGGACUUCAGUUCAUCAGCACCAACUUUAUCUUCUACAACUGCUCUGUGCUCAACUCGUGUACUUCCUGUGUCAGCAGCGUGUUCCCGUGUCAUUGGUGUAAAUAUCGUCACGUCUGCACCAACAACCUGCAGGACUGUUCCUUCCAGGAGGGGCGGGUCAGCAGCAUAGAGGGCUGCCCUCAGAUCCUCCCCACCGCCGACAUCCUGGUCCCGGCCGGGAUGGUUCGACCAAUCACGCUGCGCGCCCGGAACCUCCCUCAGCCGCAGUCGGGUCAGAAGAACUACGAGUGCGUCUUCCACAUUCAGGGGAAAGUCCAGCGCAUCCCGGCGGUCCGCUUCAACUCGUCCUGCAUCCAGUGCCAGAACACCUCGUACUGGUACGAAGGGGACGAGGCUGGAGACCUCCCAGUGGACUUCUCCAUCGUGUGGGACGGAGACUUCUUCAUCGACAAGCCGCCGUCUAUGAAAGCCCUGCUGUACAAGUGUGAGGCUCAGCGCUCCAGCUGUGGUCAGUGUCUCAAAGCUCCCACGGCCUUUGAAUGCGGCUGGUGCUCCGACAGCAGGCGUUGUCUCCUGAGGACACACUGUCCCUCGGCCGAGCAGAGCUGGAUGCACCACGGCCGACACAACCUGCGCUGCAGCCACCCGCGCAUCGCCAGGAUUGACCCUCUGACCGGCCCCCGAGAGGGGGGCACGCGGGUGACCAUCGAGGGGGAGAACCUGGGCCUGCAGGUGAAGGAGAUCGCUCACGUCCAGGUGGCCGGCGUCCGCUGCAACCCCGUCCCCGCCCAGUACAUCAGCGCCGAGAGGAUAGUGUGUGACAUGGCGGAGGCCCUCCUCCCUCACUCUCCUGGAGGACCGGUGGAACUUUGUAUCGGCGUGUGCAGCUCCGAGUACAGAACUCUGUCCACUCAGACGUACUCCUUCGUGAGCCCGGUGUUCACUCGGGUCCUCCCGGAGAGGGGUCCCGUCUCCGGGGGAACCAGGCUGGCGGUGACAGGCCGUAAUCUUGACGCUGGCAGCUCGGUGACGGUGUUUAUUGAUAAGGAGGAAUGUCUCUUUGUCAAACGGACCAAUCGGGAGAUCAUCUGCAUAACUCCCGCCUCCCUGUCGGGCCCUGGUCCCGCCCCCAUCCGCCUGAUGAUUGACAGGGCCGAGGUGACGAGCUCGGAGACAAAGUACGUCUUCACGGAGGACCCGACGGUCUCCAGCAUCGAGCCCAACUGGACCAUCCUCAAUGGCAGCACGGUGAUAACCGUGACGGGAACCAACCUGAGGACCAUCCAGGAGCCCAAAGUCAGAGCCAAGUACAGAGGCGUGGAAACCAGCAACUUCUGUUCUGCCCUGAACGACAGCACGAUGACGUGUUUGGCGCCCGGUCUGAUAUACGGCGAGCCGGACCCACCAGAGGGGGCGCUGCACCCCGAUGAGUUCGGCUUCAUCUUUGACCAGGUCUCCUCUCUGCUGGUCCUGAACUCCACCCCCUUCACACACUACCCCAACCCCACCUUUGACCCCCUGGGGAGCUCUGGCAUCCUGGAGGUCAAACCGGGGUCACCGAUCAUCCUGAAGGGGAAGAACCUGGUCCCUGUUGCCCCCGGCAACAACCGGCUGAACUACACCGUGCUCAUCGGGGAGUCCCCGUGUCUCCUCACCGUGUCGGAGAACCAGCUGCUCUGUGAUUCGCCGGAUCUCACCGGAGAACAGCGAGUUCUGAUCCUGGUGGGGGGUCUGGAGUACUCGCCGGGCACGCUACACAUCUACUCCGACAGCGCCCUGACGCUGCCCGCCAUCAUCGGCAUCGGGGCGGGCGGCGGCGUGCUGCUCAUCGCCAUCAUCGCCGUGCUCAUCGCCUACAAGAGGAAGACCCGCGACGCCGACCGCACGCUCAAACGCCUCCAGCUGCAGAUGGACAACCUGGAGAGCCGCGUGGCGCUGGAGUGCAAGGAGGCCUUCGCCGAGCUGCAGACAGACAUCCAGGAGCUGACCAACGACAUGGACGGGGUGAAGAUCCCGUUCCUGGAGUACCGGACCUACACCAUGAGGGUCAUGUUCCCGGGCAUCGAGGAGCACCCGGUGCUGAAGGAGCUGGACUCUCCAGCCAACGUGGAAAAGGCUCUGCGUCUCUUCAGCCAGCUGCUCAACAACAAGAUGUUCCUGCUGACCUUCAUCCACACGCUGGAGGCCCAGAGGUCGUUCUCCAUGAGGGACCGCGGCAACGUGGCCUCGCUGCUGAUGGCCGCUCUGCAGGGUCGUAUGGAAUACGCUACAGUGGUGUUAAAACAGCUGCUGGCCGACCUGAUCGAGAAGAACCUGGAGAACCGAAACCAUCCCAAGCUCCUGCUGAGGAGGACGGAAUCCGUGGCUGAGAAGAUGCUGACCAACUGGUUCACCUUCCUGCUGCAUCGCUUCCUCAAGGAGUGUGCAGGCGAGCCUCUCUUCAUGUUGUAUUGUGCCAUAAAGCAGCAGAUGGAAAAAGGUCCGAUCGACGCGAUCACAGGAGAAGCUCGUUAUUCUCUGAGUGAAGACAAACUGAUCAGACAGCAGAUCGACUACAAGCAGCAGACCCUGAUGUGCAUCCCCCCGGAGGGCGAGGCGGUGACGGAGGUCCCGGUAAAGGUGUUGAACUGUGACACGGUGACCCAGGUGAAGGACAAGCUGCUCGACGCCGUCUACAAAGGCAUCCCCUUCUCUCAGAGGCCUCAGGCCGACGACAUGGACCUCGAGUGGCGACAGGGUCGACUGACCAGGAUCAUCCUGCAGGACGAAGACGUGACGACAAAGAUAGAGAGCGACUGGAAGAGGCUGAACACACUGGCCCACUACCAGGUAACGGACGGCUCUCUGGUGGCGCUGGUCCAGAAGCAGGUUUCUGCCUACAACAUUGCCAACUCUUUCACCUUCACCAGAUCUCUGAGCAGAUACGAGUCGUUACUUAGAACGUCCAGCAGUCCUGAUAGUCUGCGAUCCAGAGCUCCUAUGAUCACCCCGGACCAGGAGACGGGCACUAAACUGUGGCACCUGGUGAAGAACCACGAGCACAGCGACCAGAGAGAAGGAGACCGAGGCAGCAAGAUGGUUUCUGAGAUCUACCUGACCAGGCUGCUGGCUACCAAGGGGACGCUGCAGAAGUUUGUGGACGACCUGUUUGAGACGGUGUUCAGCACCGCCCACCGGGGCUCUGCUCUCCCAUUGGCUAUCAAGUACAUGUUUGACUUCCUGGAUGAGCAGGCCGACAAGCGACAGAUCAGCGACCCGGAUGUCCGACACACUUGGAAGAGCAACUGCCUUCCUCUCAGGUUCUGGGUGAACGUCAUUAAGAAUCCUCAGUUUGUGUUUGACAUCCACAAGAGCAGCAUCACUGACGCCUGUCUGUCGGUGGUCGCCCAGACCUUCAUGGACUCCUGCUCCACUUCCGAACACCGGCUCGGCAAAGACUCCCCGUCCAACAAGCUGCUCUACGCCAAGGACAUCCCCAACUACAAGAGCUGGGUGGAGAGGUACUACAGGGACAUUACGAAGAUGCCCAGUAUCAGUGAUCAGGACAUGGACGCCUACCUGGUGGAGCAGUCCCGUCUGCACGGUACCGAGUUCAACACACUGAGCGCGCUCAGUGAGCUCUACUUCUACAUCAACAAGUACAAGGAAGAGAUCCUGACGGCGUUGGACCGCGACGGCUACUGUCGCAAACACAAGCUGAGGCACAAACUGGAGCAAGCCAUCAACCUGAUGUCUGGGAGCAGCUGAGUGGACAGGGUGGGGACAUAUUGACCGAUGGACCGAUGGAUGGGGGGGUAUGAAGACUGGGGGAGGGGGGCGUGAAUGUGUGUCGGAACUGUUCAAACAGUCAAACCGCUGUCAGCCAUUAAGCAAUGCAUCCAUCAGCAAGGCGUUGGUCAAGUGAUCGAUCGAUUGGUUUGAGGAGCGAUCGGCUGGAUGGCUGCGGCCCAAACUACCUCCGUUCCGUCGGGUUUUGGGGCAGAAAAAAACUCAAACCUUUGAGAUGAAUCUGUGGGUUUUGAUUUCCAGUGUCUGCAGGGACAGAAGCUACGGGUUGUCCCGGGCGACAAGCCUACGAUGAGACCCGCGCACUCCCCGAUCCAACUCGCCCCACGGCCCGUUUAGAAGCAGGUCCAGGUCCAGUCAACGCCUCGGACUUCACCUGAUCCGGUCUGAAGGAUCAAGGGCCCAAGGAGGUCACAGGAAGAACCUUUACCGUGAGAGUCCACGCUAAUCCGGCUGGAUGCCAAAAGGUCAAGUUCCAAUCCGUUUUAAGGAAGGACGCUCCGAGGUCAAACCUCCUGCGACGGACUCGUGAGGUUGUUUCACGCUUCACCGAUAGAGAACGAAGCAAAAUAACCGACAAACUGCCUCACGUGGAACUUCCUGCUGAUUCCCAGAGGACCACGGGCCUCCUCUUCAGGGGGAGCCGACGCGGUUUGACUUGACCUUGGACCGCUUCAACCCAGCGUCUUCAGGCUGAAUGACCACUCGAUGCUUUCUUCUCUGGACAAUCACUCCGUACCACAGCACACUGAGCCCGAUGCCUGCCGACCGACCGGUACCUGUGUCCCUGACCCCUGACCUCUCCUCCUCGCUCCAUUCCUUACACCCCUCAACCUGUUCCCUCCCUGUCCUCUUUGGCCGUCCUAUUGGCCAGGAAGACUUUUAGUAACGUACUGCCCGACCAGUCAAGACUGUGGAAUCCGCCAGAACCGUAAAUCUUAACUGUAUCCAGAAUCACAUUUUGAAUACAUUCCAGCUCUGUAGACGAGCGGAUGGACGUGCUAACGUGCUAACGCUAAUGCGGACCGUUGAGGACAAGAACCGCCCUGGAAAAGGGGGAUUUCGGGUUCAGCACCAGUUGGCGAGCCUUCGCACAUCCGCCCACACAGCCAUGCUAACCGCACCCAGGGGAAAUACUGUGCCAUGUGAAGAACCGGACCGGAUCGUGUCAGAACUGGACCGGACUCGGACCAAAACCGGAUGAAAAACCAGCCCGGAGUGGCGUUUUCGACCGGACUCAAGGACUUUUAAGACUUGUGGCCAUAAUUGUAAACAACAAAAGAAUGAAGAUAAUAAUAAUAAUAAUAAUAAUGAUGGUGAUAAAGUAUAAGUUAAACACUACAAAAACAAAGGAGAAAAUAACUAUGAAAUGUUAACGUGUAAUAAGAACUUUGUGGAUUUUAAGGAGGUGAACUUGUAUAAAGCUGAACGUUCGGGGGGGGCGGGGCUUAAUAUGUUGCAUGUGGAGUCUGUUGAUUUCCAAUAAGGUCACCAUGACGACGUAAUCGCUGGACUUCUUUAACCCGUCCUCAGAACACAACACCCCCUCGUGUGUGUGUGUGUGUGUGUGUGUGUGUGUGUGUGUGUGUGUGUGUGUGUGUGUGUGUGUGUGUGUGAGAGAGAAUUAAAAACCUUUUUAUCUCAUUUGCAACGAUUUGAAUUAUCACAUUUUCAUCUUUCAGGCUUCUGAAAAAUCUCCAAUUGGACUUUUAGUUGUUUUUAUUUAUUAGGAGGAGGAGGAGGGCUGAGGGGUUGGGGGGGUCAAAGGGUCAAAGGCAAAGCAAGAGAGCCUAAUUAAACACAGAAGGAUGCUAAAGUGUGUGUGUGGGGGCUUAAUACUGAUCAUUGAGGAAACCCCUUCAUCUAACUGAGGAAGAGGAGAACAAGAUGUAUUAAUCUGUUUUAUAACUAGUCCAGCUUCACUUAAAGAAAGCAUUACAAAUUAUAAUAUGAAUAAUAAUAAUAAACGUAUUUACAUGAAGCUUGAGGCAGUAGAUGCUUUUAUUAUUAAUCACAAACAAAUGAAGUUUAAAAGAAGCUUCUGUUUACAAUGAGUUCAAUGAUGUCGUACAGCCACGACAUCGAGGAAAUAAAAAGGUGUGUGUGUGUGUGUGUGCGUGUGUGUGUGUGUGUGCGCGCGUGUGUGUGUGUGUGUGCGCGCGCGCAGCACACAGCAGGGGGGAGGUAAAUGAGACUUAAGAGGCCGUUGGCCACGUCUAAUUCCUGGAACAGAAUACAAAGCAAUGUGGCUCAGAGUCCAACGUUGUCCUGCGGUCAGAUAUUUAUUUAUCGUUUGUAUUUCUCCUCUAAUUUAUUUUUUAGACGAGUGAUAUUUAUUGUUGGUGGACCAACACAGUUUCAUUGGUUUGUAGAGACGACACACAUACACACUCACUGAGACACACACACACACACACACACACACACACACACUGGUGCAUUCUGGGGAUGAUCUAUUUUCUGACUUUUAUAUUGAUCAGAGAUCAAACAUAGCGACCCAUCCAUAGAUUAUCAUCAAUAACUUGUUGCACUGACCUCCCAUUGAAUAGCUAUGGGAGUUUCCUGACCCCGCCCCCUUGCCAAGGCCCUCCCACUCCCAGUGAUUGGCCGACCCGGCCGUGUCAUUGUAUCACAGCGACAGCAAAACCACUGGACUCGCUGAGCGUAAAGGGGGGUCAGAUGUCUUUACUGUACCAUACUAGAAUUAUUAUCAUUAUUAUUUCUUUAUGUUAUUGAUCCGGCGAUAACUCCACCUGUCAAGCCCCCUUCUGGUCCACGUUAGGCCCCUCUGGGUCCUCUUAGGGGUCCUCGGCCGCUGCCUCACUCCGGACCCGUCUCUCAUUUCAGGAGAGGUCGUUAAUUCUGGCUGCGUUUCGGGGGUCUUCUCAUCGACCGUCGUCUGUCAUUGGCCAAUCAAAACAUGCACGUGAUGACAUCACAGCCACGUCGCCUUCAUGCAGCGCCUCCCAGGAUGUAGCCAGGGCCCAUGUUUUGAUACCAUUCUCCGUUGCCUUGUUUUUUAUUUAGUUUAAUUUAGUUGAACAUGUAAUGAUGAUGAGUGUUCUUCAUGUAAUAGCCUGUGUCCGUUUUAUACCAUUGCCAUUGCCUUCUGCUGAGUUUGUAUAUUUGUGUGAUUUCACUAAAGUGUAAUGGAAACGUUUCAUGUUUUUAAUGUUUCAGACUAAUUCCACUUUUAACGAGUUAAAGCUUCUGAAUAAACAGAUCACUUUUCAAAGAGCAGGAAGCUUCAUGGUCAAGAGUUUCACAAUAAAAGCAAGUUCUACAGGU
Molecule: messenger RNA, 8772 nt
Organism: Gasterosteus aculeatus aculeatus (three-spined stickleback)
Lineage: Eukaryota; Metazoa; Chordata; Actinopteri; Perciformes; Gasterosteidae
Source: RefSeq, a predicted model, not a curated record